CAUUGUUAAUAUAAUAUUCACACUAAUAAACGCUUAUUGAGCUAAGUGUCAUUAACGGAAGUAGCUGGUUUUAUUUUGAAAGUAUCUCCGCGUCAGUUCGUCCUCACUUCUGGUCACUUGACGCGGACGUCGCUCCGCUUCACGCUGUGAACUGAAACUUGCUGAUCUCACGUCACUUUAUAAAAGCGCUCUAACGGAGCUCUGUGCUUCAUUUCUCCCGGUGUUCGGUAACGGAGAGUGGCGGACUCAGCUGCACGAUGUCCGGCCACGGUCACGGUCACGGCUGCGGGUGUGAGGGCGAGCACGAGCCCGCAGAGAGGGGCCUGGAGUACGGACUCUACCGGCGGAUCGACCUGGACAAGCUGCAGUGUCUGAACGAGAGCCGGGACGGAGACGGGAGGCUGGUGUUCAAGCCCUGGGACCAGCGGAACGACCGGGAGAAGUUUGUGGAGAGCGAUGCAGAUGAAGAGCUGCUGUUCAACAUCCCUUUCACCGGCAGCGUGAAGCUAAAAGGAAUCAUCAUCUCUGGAGAAGACGACGAAUCUCAUCCUGCUGAGAUCAGACUAUACAAGAACAUCCCUCAGAUGUCGUUUGAUGACACCGGCAGAGAACCUGAGCAGGCCUUCAGGCUCAACAGAGACCCUUUGGCUCAGUUGGAGUAUCCCACAAAAAUCGCCCGUUUUUCCAGCGUUCACCAUCUUUCCAUCCACAUCUCCAGGAACUUUGGAGCAGAGAGCACCAGGGUUUAUUUCAUCGGCCUCAGAGGAGAAUACUCAGAGGCUCACAGACACGAGGUGACGAUCUGUAACUACGAGGCGGCGGCCAACCCUGCAGAUCACAAACUGGAGAGCAUCAUCCCCCAAACCAACUUCAUCUCCUGAGAGCUGCACCGAGUUGGAAGGAGGAAGAGGAGGAUGACGAGGAUGAGGAGAGGUUUCACUGGCGUCUGAUGACUGUCGUAAAGAUUCGGUUCAACGCUGCGAACGGCAGGUUGGUCGAAGUCGAGCGAGAGAUCUGAAGAGCCGAGAGCUUCAGAGUGAUGGAAGUGCAGAGCUGUCUCUGUUUAUGUGGCAAUAAAGGGUGAAGGCUGAAUGUGGGCUUCAUAAUAAAUGCAUGAAACAUUUGACACUCAGAUAAAGUCUGCUGUUCUCACUUUAAUCUGUCUAGUAAAGAUUCCAGCAUUUCAAAAUAAAGUGACGGCUGCUAUUAACCAUCUGAACCCCAAAACCAGCCGGCGGGUUUGAAAGAAAAAAAAUCACCCAAAUUACACCAUUUAUCAGAACCAGAAACUGUAAAAACAGUUAGAAUCUUUAGAUUUCCUGCUUUCUAUGAAUCCUUGAACUACUCAUCUGUGAUGUGUGGAAACUUCACCAAGUCUAAGCUUUAAAUCAGGAUGUCUUUUUGUUCUACAUGUCUCUUUAAAAAUUCAUUAAAAAUCUAAUGUCUGCUUGAGCCAGAAUUUGUAAAAAAAAUAAAAUAAAAUUCUGCUCUCCUCAAUGCAACCAUGAAGCUAUUAGUGACUCUGCUGCGACCAACAGUCACAUGACAAAAAUUCCGGUAACUUUCGACGGAACUGCAGGCAGUGUUUAUUCUAUACACCUCAUUUAAAAAUUCAGCAGAAAUAAAACAUUUGCUUGAAUCAGAAUUUGUCAAAUCCGAAAAAUUCUGCUCUCCUCAAUGCAACCGUGAAGCUAUCAGUGACUCUGCUGCGACAAACAGUCAUACGACAACAAUUCUGGUAAUUUUCGACUGAACUGCAGGCCGUGUUUACACAGAACUAAUAGAAAUUAAGUAUGGAAAGCAGUUAAAUAUAUGAGUUGUAAAAUAUCUGCAGUAUGUAGAGACACAGAUUUCUUUUCCAGGACUGGUAACACCUGUGUACACACAAAAAUGAUGUAUGCGUUGAUUACAUUUUCUUCAUUUUUUGCAAAAUAAAUAAUCAGUAAAUUAAUUUCUACUUUUUUUUUCAUUUUUAUUUUUUUACAUUAUAACUCUGUCAUACAGCACAGAACACUGAGUUCUCUCUCCUUUUUCAUGUUUGUUCUGUUUCCACAGAAGUGCAGGAUUUUAUAUUGUAGUAAAAAAUGAACCCACAGUGAGAAAAAAAUGUGACAAAUAAGAAGAAGCUGUUUGGGGUUCAGGGGGUUCAAAUUACACAUUAAAGGCUUUGAAUGGAAACCACACAGUGACAGACGUUUGUUGUUAUUUUACAUCAUGCAUUCUUAAUGAGCGUCACACAAUGACAACAUUAUUUUGCUUGAGUUGCUGCUUCAGUAUGUAAAAAAUCCAGACAUAAAUACAGAUUUGGAGCCAUUGUUGCUGCUUGAGAUGCUUAUUUUCUGCCACCCAGUGGAUCGUUUUGUGACUGCGUUCAUCUUUGAGCAGUAACUGGGUUGCUCUUUGUUUUUUUGUGUUUCUGUUUUUUCAGUUUAUCUCUGUGAUGGGAUGAAUUCCCAGCAGCUUUUUGAUGGUUUAACCCAGUUAUUAAAGUACAAUAUUUGUAAUCUGAGUGGGAGGAAUUUCCAGUGAGGAAAUAAAGCUGUUGUGUUUUAUUUACGGCAAGAUAAAACGGGCUGUGAGCUCCAUAAUAAAACAAAUGUGUCACUUCCACUUUGCUUGUUUCCAGAGCUGCUGAGCAAAUAGUUCCUGCUGUAAUCUCAUUAAAAAGCGCUGCAUCUCUUCCACAUGUUCCUUUUUCUCUGCAAAGCUGUUAUGUCAUUCUUGAUUUCUCUGCAUCACAAAUCCAGUUUACCAUCAGUGGCAGUGACUCAUUUACAGGAACGUGCAGCUGAAUGUGGGAGACGUUUGGAAUGUUUAAAGACGAACUGGAAUAGAUAUAAAGAUAAUGAAGCUAAUCAGUUUUAUUUGAAAAUGCUCUGAUGUUUUUUGUUUUCUUUAUUGUUAAUCAUCUGGGAGAUAUUUUGCAGUUUUUGUUUCAUUAUUCAGCUUUUAAAACUUGUACCACUCCAACAUAUUGUGAAAAUAAAGAGAAGCAAACGA
Molecule: messenger RNA, 3000 nt
Organism: Acanthochromis polyacanthus (spiny chromis)
Lineage: Eukaryota; Metazoa; Chordata; Actinopteri; Pomacentridae
Gene: pithd1
Product: PITH (C-terminal proteasome-interacting domain of thioredoxin-like) domain containing 1
Exons: 6
Coding region: 258-881 (207 amino acids)
Cellular component (GO): nucleus
Source: RefSeq, a predicted model, not a curated record